AUGUACGGUGCUGUUUUCAGGCCCAACCCCGAAGAGCGACGAGCCUUUCGUCGCUGCGGAGGGCUAAGCCUGGAAAAUAUCCUGAAGGGAGCACAAACGGAUGAUAUAUCGGAAAGACAAUUUGAGGAAAAUGCGGCUGGAAGUCGGAGAAGAGGCAAGCCAUCUGAUGCAUCUGAUCUGGGGAAACGACGGCCAACAGGUGAUGAUCUCGAGAUCGUUCAUCAAACAUCUGGCUGGUACAUCAGAAGGCGCGUGCGUGCCAUGGUCGCGAAAGGGUCCAUGUCAACUCGAUUCACUGGUCAACGAUGCUCGUUCGUCGAUUAA
Molecule: messenger RNA, 324 nt
Organism: Microsporum canis CBS 113480
Lineage: Eukaryota; Fungi; Ascomycota; Eurotiomycetes; Onygenales; Arthrodermataceae
Exons: 4
Coding region: 1-324 (107 amino acids)
Source: RefSeq, a predicted model, not a curated record